Messenger RNA from Condylura cristata (star-nosed mole), 1463 nucleotides. RefSeq names its product selenoprotein T (gene SELENOT). The transcript has 6 exons. The record is from RefSeq and is a predicted model, not a curated record. Gene Ontology annotation, cellular component: endoplasmic reticulum membrane. Gene Ontology annotation, molecular function: thioredoxin-disulfide reductase (NADPH) activity. NCBI's taxonomy places the organism in Eukaryota, Metazoa, Chordata, Mammalia, Eulipotyphla, Talpidae. Gene Ontology annotation, biological process: cell redox homeostasis.
GCUGGGAGCAGUGGGCUCAGCGCCGGCCGCAGUCUUGGUCUGAGAGCGGCCGAAGUAGCUGACUCGGUUAGAAUGAGGCUCUUGCUCCUUCUUCUGGUGGCGGCGUCGGCGGUGGUCGGAACGGAUGCCUCGGCCAACCUGGGCGGCGUGCCUAGCAAGAGAUUAAAGAUGCAGUACGCUACCGGGCCGCUGCUUAAAUUCCAGAUUUGUGUUUCCUGAGGUUAUAGGCGGGUGUUUGAGGAGUACAUGCGGGUUAUUAGCCAGCGGUACCCAGACAUCCGCAUUGAAGGAGAGAAUUACCUUCCUCAACCAAUAUAUAGACACAUAGCAUCUUUCCUGUCAGUCUUCAAACUAGUAUUAAUAGGCUUAAUAAUUGUUGGCAAGGAUCCUUUUGCUUUCUUUGGCAUGCAAGCUCCUAGCAUCUGGCAGUGGGGCCAAGAAAAUAAGGUCUAUGCAUGUAUGAUGGUUUUCUUCUUGAGCAACAUGAUUGAGAACCAGUGUAUGUCAACAGGUGCAUUUGAGAUAACUUUGAAUGAUGUACCUGUGUGGUCUAAGCUGGAAUCUGGUCACCUUCCAUCCAUGCAACAGCUUGUUCAAAUUCUUGACAAUGAAAUGAAGCUCAAUGUGCAUAUGGAUUCAAUCCCACAUCAUCGGUCAUAGCCCCACCUAUCAGCACUGAAAACUCUUUUACAUUAAGGGAUUUUUGCAAGAGCAGCGUGACUGACAUUAUGAAGGCCUGUACUGAAGACAGCAAGCUGUUAGUACAGACCAGAUGCUUUCUGAGCAGGCUCGUUGUACCUCUUGGAAAACCUCAGUGCAAGACAGUUUUUCAGUGCUGGCAUAUUUUGGAAUUCUGCACAUUCGUGGAGUGCAAUAAUACUGUAUAGCUUUUUUCUUCCCCAGAUCCACUCAGUUAUUAGAUUUUUUUUUUAAGUAGAUGUUACUACUUGUACUUUUUUUUUCUUUGUCAAAUUUGGAAAAGUAAAAAAUUGAGUUACAAUUUAAUUUAGUUUUGAAAGAUGUCUGUUAAAUCUGUUGUGAUUUUAUAUGAAUUUUCCUUUAUAAUUUAAAAUUGAUCUUUUGGGGAAUGUAGCUGGAGUUCCCAAGUACUUUAUAGGAGUUUAUCAGACAUCUCUAAUUUGGUCAUAUUCAAUUUAUAUUGUUUUCAGAAUACUAGAGAUUGUGAACAUUGCAUUAUACAAGAUUAUGGGGGAAAUCUAUAUCCAGAGUACUCUACCACUUUGUGUGUGUGUGCGCGUGUAUGUAUGUGUGUUUGUAUGAUUACCAGAGAACUACUAAAAGACCAACCGCUUUUUAAGCCUGUUGUGUAGUUCCAGUGUCUUGCCUUGACCAAUCUAAUGAGUUGAUUAUACUGGGCCUUUAUACUUAACUCAAUAAAAAACUAAGCAGAUGUAAGUUAAAUAAAAAGUUUGGAUUUAUUGCCCGGUGUACAUGUCAACAUA